Dovyalis caffra is the source of this 654-nucleotide messenger RNA. The record is from the annotation of a GenBank genome assembly. NCBI's taxonomy places the organism in Eukaryota, Viridiplantae, Streptophyta, Magnoliopsida, Malpighiales, Salicaceae.
AUGUUGCGUCGUCGUGUUUCGUUUUUCAUCCCAGCGUUCAACGUUGAUGAUUGGAAUGCUGGAGUUCGGUUGAUGAACAUAGGUCGAAUCUUUGACAGUACUCCAGCAUCCACAAGCCCUUCAUGCCAACCCAUAGCCCGUAAGUCAAGCAACUCAAACAAGCCCGACAGUGCUAAUUACUCAGUGCAAUUCCAGAUAGAAAAUAAUGCUGGGAUAACUCCAACAGAAAGACAUACAGUAGCAAGGUGUGUGGAGGGCAGCAAGCUGUCCAUGGUGCAGCGUGAUGAGGAUAUCGACAGCAGCACGAAUUCAGAGGUAGAAAUAGAAGUUUUACUGGAGGGAAAAAAUGAGACGGCUUUCUUUUUCUACCAGUUGCCAUAUGGAAAAGAAGGACCGGAACCACCUGACAUUGGUUACAAAGCAGGGCAGUCGAUCAAUAAGUCUAAAAUUCCGCUUAAGAAGCUAUGCGCGAAAUUGUGGCAGGUAGCAAAGAGAGGAAUAAUAACAGCCUACUGUCUUGUUCCCCAGGACAACAACAAUCAGGAGGAGGAGAGAGUAUUUUAUGAUUCGGUGAGUUUGAAAAUUGAGGAUGGGACAGAUAAAAUCCUUCCCGUGUUUAAUCUGAUUUUUCCACCCUCUUUCGCUUUUAUAUGA